AUGAUCGAAAGGGUGCAAAUAGGUUAUGAUCGAAAGGGUGCAAAUGGUCGUGAUCGAAAGGGUGCAAAUGGUCGUGACCGAAAGGCUGCGAAUGGUCGUGACCGAAAGGCUGCGAAUGGUCGUGACCGGAAGGCUGCGAAUGGUCGUGACCGGAAGGCUGCGAAUGGUCGUGACCGGAAGGCUGCGAAUGGUCGUGACCGGAAGGCUGCGAAUGGUCGUGACCGGAAGGCUGCGAAUGGUCGUGACCGGAAGGCUGCGAAUGGUCGUGACCGGAAGGCUGCGAAUGGUCGUGACCGGAAGGCUGCGAAUGGUCGUGACCGGAAGGCUGCGAAUGGUCGUGACCGGAAGGCUGCGAAUGGUCGUGACCGGAAGGCUGCGAAUGGUCGUGACCGGAAGGCUGCGAAUGGUCGUGACCGGAAGGCUGCGAAUGGUCGUGACCGGAAGGCUGCGAAUGGUCGUGACCGGAAGGCUGCGAAUGGUCGUGACCGGAAGGCUGCGAAUGGUCGUGACCGGAAGGCUGCGAAUGGUCGUGACCGGAAGGCUGCGAAUGGUCGUGACCGGAAGGCUGCGAAUGGUCGUGACCGGAAGGCUGCGAAUGGUCGUGACCGGAAGGCUGCGAAUGGUCGUGACCGGAAGGCUGCGAAUGGUCGUGACCGGAAGGCUGCGAAUGGUCGUGACCGGAAGGCUGCGAAUGGUCGUGACCGGAAGGCUGCGAAUGGUCGUGACCGGAAGGCUGCGAAUGGUCGUGACCGGAAGGCUGCGAAUGGUCGUGACCGAAAGGUUGCGAAUGGAUCGUGA
Molecule: messenger RNA, 798 nt
Organism: Brassica oleracea var. oleracea
Lineage: Eukaryota; Viridiplantae; Streptophyta; Magnoliopsida; Brassicales; Brassicaceae
Product: transcription termination factor Rho-like
Exons: 1
Coding region: 1-798 (265 amino acids)
Source: RefSeq, a predicted model, not a curated record